AUGAUUGAUGGACUUAAACCGGUACAAAGAAGGAUUUUGUGGACUAUUUAUAGCUCUCCGAUUAGAGAACAUUUCACUAAAACAGUGAAAGUUGCCGGCAUGGUCAUGGCCUACCAUCCACAUGGUAAUGCCUCUAUUGAGGAUGCCAUUAGCCAAAUGGUUCAAGACUUUCCCUUUACCAACAAUUAUCCCUUGAUCAGUGGAUCUGGCACUUUCGGAGACAUUCUUGACGCCAAAGCCAUUGCCUCCCCCCGCUACACUGAAGUAAAAAUUUCUGCCUUUGCCAAAGACAUCGGCUUGUUUGAAUCCACUCCCGACAUCGACUAUGAAAGUAAUUAUGAUGAAACUUCAAAAGAACCAAUUUACUUUGUGCCUAAAAUUCCUCUCAUCCUACUAAAUUCGGUUCGAGGCAUUGCAACUGGAUUUCGAUCCAAUAUCAUGUCCCAUAAAUUAUCUGAUGUCGUUGAUGCCAUGACUCAAGCCUUGAAAAAAAAAUCUAUUCCACCCAUAUCCCCUUGGUAUAAAGGAUUUAAGGGUUAUCAAAACUAUCAAAAGAAUGAAGAAGGACAAUUUUUUUUAAACACAGGAUUUGGCUUUAGCCAAGAAAAUCAUCAGUGGUUUUUAACGGAUGCACCUCAAGGAUGGAAUCGAGAGAAAACCAUCACCUAUUUAGACGAACUUAUGAAAGAAAAAGAAGAAAUUCGUAACUACCUUGAUCUCUCUAAAGAUCGUUUUAAGAUUCAACUGAUUUUUAAACGUGGUGAGAAAAUAACCCAACCAAAACUUCAACAAUUAUUCAAUAAAGUGAAUAAAGAAAUGGUGGAGCAGAACGUUAUCAAUUCCCAAGGGAAACUUAAAAAAAUGUCCACUGAGGAAGUCAUUAAAGAAUUUUGCAACAUCCGUAAAAUCCACCUUAUCAAACGGUUUCAAAGAUUAGCUGGUGUUGAAAAAGAGAAAAUUGAUAAACUAAAUGAAUUGAUCCGUUUCAUCAAAGAAAAGUGGAAUCAAAAAGUUGUUUCAAUCAAGAGUAAAAAAAUGCUCGAAGAAAACCUCAAAGAACAUCAAUUUAGGCACUAUGAAUGGCUGUCUGAAAUUCCUAUCUAUCGCCUCACCGCUGAAGAAGUGAAUAAAUGCCUAAAGGGAAUUGAUGAAGCAAAGAAAAAACUUAAAGAAUUCACCAUGCUUUGUGAAAAGGAUAGAAAGCUCGUCGAAUUUAUCAUAGAGGAAAUUCAAAUGUUAAAAAAGUGGGAUCAUGAGUAA
Messenger RNA from Ylistrum balloti, 1260 nucleotides. RefSeq names its product DNA gyrase subunit A-like. The record is from RefSeq and is a predicted model, not a curated record. Gene Ontology annotation, molecular function: DNA binding; DNA topoisomerase type II (double strand cut, ATP-hydrolyzing) activity; ATP binding. The coding region runs from base 1 to 1260 and encodes 419 amino acids. Gene Ontology annotation, cellular component: DNA topoisomerase type II (double strand cut, ATP-hydrolyzing) complex; cytoplasm. NCBI's taxonomy places the organism in Eukaryota, Metazoa, Mollusca, Bivalvia, Pectinida, Pectinidae. Gene Ontology annotation, biological process: DNA topological change. The transcript has a single exon.